Messenger RNA from Penicillium canariense, 936 nucleotides. Its product is annotated as UBA and UBX domain-containing protein. Gene Ontology annotation, molecular function: protein binding. The record is from RefSeq and is a predicted model, not a curated record. Lineage: Eukaryota; Fungi; Ascomycota; Eurotiomycetes; Eurotiales; Aspergillaceae. The transcript has 3 exons. Bases 1 to 936 code for a protein of 311 amino acids.
AUGGCUUCCGAUCUAGACCAGCUCAUUGAGAUGGGCUUUGACAAGGAAAGGGCCCAACUGGCAGUUGCAAAGACCGGUGGCCUGCAAGGAGCGCUAGAAUGGCUGGAGGAUCAUCAGGACAAGUCGUUAGAGGAAAUCAAGGCGUCACAGUCACAGCAAGCUGAGGAUGAGGAGGCGCCAGCUCUCAAGCCUGGCGAGGAAGCCCGGAGCUUGGUUUGCAACGACUGUGGCAAGAUGUUCCGCAGCCAGGCGCAGGCGGAGUUCCAUGCUUCUAAGACGCAGCACACCGAUUUCUCCGAGUCUACCGAAGAGCUUGCGCCGUUAACUGAGGAGCAGAAAAAGGAAAGAUUGACAGAGUUGCGGGAGAAGCUGGCAGCUAAGCGAGCAGUGCAAUCCGAGCAGGACAAGGCCGACCAGAAGAGGAACGAGGAAAUCCGCCGGAAGAGCACAAAGGAGAGCCAAGACGCAAAGGAGGAGCUAGAGCGGAAACAGAUGCGGAAAGAAGAGGCCAAGAAAAGGCAGGAGAAGCUGGACGAGAAGGCAGCCCGAGAUCGUGUCAAGGCCAGGAUCGAAGCUGAUAAGGAAGAACGUCGUCGGAAGGCUGAGCGCGAACGUGCUGAGCGGGCGGGCGUUGCUGUUCCUCAAGAGCCUGCCGCUGCUCCGGCGCCCGCUGCGUCUGGCCCUGUUGCAUCCAAGCCUGCUUCUGCUUAUACUGAGACUCGUCUGCGUUUCCAGACCCCCAAAGGCAAUAUUAUGAAAACACUGCCGGUCACUACGACUCUGUUUGAGGUCGCCGCGGCUCUUAAGCAAGAGGACGGCCUCGAAGUUCAGAGCUUCACUCAGACUUUCCCUAAGAAGGUGUUCGAUGGUGAGUUUUUCGGAGAGUCACUGAAAGAACUAGGCCUUGUGCCUAGCGCCAGUCUCGUUAUUCAAUAA